CAUAGGUUCAUCUUCGAAUAGUGAAGAGUCGAAAUGGCAACGUUGUGGUGAUCCGAAACAAAAAACCAACGGCUCGCUGACCACUAGCAAUACCUGUCAUACCACACAGUGAGAGGAAAGAGGGGAUCCGAGAUGAUGGCAGCACCUUGCCAUCGGCCAGUGGCAGGGACAGUGUCAGUGCAGUAGUACCACUCGAACGGUGUGUGAGACGGCAUAGUUUAGCGAUGAAUCGUUAAUUGACGAUCGAAUUUUGGUGUGUUGUGGAAGCGAUUUCGAAAAAUGUCAGAGUCGAACAACCUAUACGCCAAGGCCCGUCUGUGCGUCAUCAAAAAAUGGGACCACUUCGACGGGUACGGCUUCAACCUGCACGCUGAAAAAGGCAAACCGGGUCAGUACAUUGGGAAAGUGGACGAUGGGUCGCCAGCAGAAGCUGCAGGUCUUCGGCAAGGGAACAGAAUUUUGGAGGUAAACGGCGAGAGCAUCUCACAAAAGACCCACAAACAAGUUGUGGAGCUGAUCAAGAGCCAGCCCGAAGAGACUCAACUGCUUGUAGUCGACCCGGACGAACUAGACACUAUCAUACCAACCGAUGGCUCAACCAAGGUCGAGAAAAAAACCAAUAACGACACUAAAACGGAGGAAAAUGGUGUCUUGAAUCUCAACAUGACAGCUGCUGAACUGCGUGCCAAACUGGCGGCCAAAAAGCGAUUCGACCCCAAGAAGGAGUCCAUGGAUUUCCAGCAGAAGUUCGAUAUAGUGCAGAAACUCUAGAACACGUGCUUGUGUUUAUAUUUGUAAAUAAGUAGAAUCCUAGUAUGUUAAAUUUGUUUAGCUAAUGAGCGUUGUGAAUAGAAUGAAUUUAGUGGCCUUGCUGCGCGGUUAUUAUAAUUCUCAUUGAAUGCAGUGUUACUUAAUGACAGGUAUCUAUCUAUUAUUUUAAAAUGUAUUGACGCACCUUUACAUUGAAUCUGAUGAUUGCCAUGAGAAUUUCUUGUUGAAUAUAGCUCUGAAAUAUAUUGUUUCCCGAUUA
Molecule: messenger RNA, 1030 nt
Organism: Harmonia axyridis
Lineage: Eukaryota; Metazoa; Arthropoda; Insecta; Coleoptera; Coccinellidae
Product: Na(+)/H(+) exchange regulatory cofactor NHE-RF2-like
Exons: 1
Coding region: 280-771 (163 amino acids)
Biological process (GO): protein localization to plasma membrane
Cellular component (GO): apical plasma membrane
Molecular function (GO): protein-membrane adaptor activity; protein binding
Source: RefSeq, a predicted model, not a curated record